AUGUCGGAACGCAAAGUGCUCCAGAAAUAUUUCCCUCCGGAUUUCGAUCCGUCGAAGAUGGUCAGGCAGAGAGGACCUAAGAAGACAGGACCACUUCUUCAGACUGUCAGACUCAUGGCGCCGUUUUCGAUGAAGUGCAAUGCCUGUGGAGAGUUCAUAUACAAGGGAAGAAAAUUCAACGCGCGCAAAGAAACCACAGACGAAAAGUACUACGCCAUCACAAUCUACCGCUUCUACAUCAAGUGCACUCGCUGCUCUCAGGAGAUCACCUUCAAAACGGAUCCAAAGAACAUGGACUACGAAGCCGAAAAGGGCGCCAAACGCAACUUUGAACCCUGGAGAGAGGCCAAACUGGCAGAAGAAACGGAAGAAGAGAGACUGGACAGGCUGGAGCGUGAAGAAGCUGAGCGUGACGCCAUGAAGGAGCUGGAGACAAAGACACUGGACGCGAAGACUGAGAUGCAAAUUGCCGACGCUCUGGACGAAAUCCGUACGCGCAAUGCCAGGAAUGAACGCGCCGCCAAAGAUGGAGUAGAGGUUACGGUUGUGGACAAAGUUGACGAGGAAAGGGAAAAACAAGAGGCAGAGGAUGCCGAAGCAGCAAGAUUGGCUUUCAUGGCAGGCACAGGCGAGAAGGUCAGGAGACUGGUGGAAGAUCCUGAAGAUGAAGGGACUGGUACCGCUUCUACAUCAACAACUGCUACAACUACAAGCGCGCCUAUGGGUCCUCCGCCCGUGCCAACCUUUACCCGCAAACCAAAAAAGAAGACCGAUUUCAGCGCAAAACUGGGUAUCAAAAAGAAAUCGCUCGUCUGA
Messenger RNA from Aureobasidium melanogenum CBS 110374, 816 nucleotides. Its product is annotated as DUF572-domain-containing protein. Gene Ontology annotation, biological process: mRNA splicing, via spliceosome. The coding region runs from base 1 to 816 and encodes 271 amino acids. The record is from RefSeq and is a predicted model, not a curated record. NCBI's taxonomy places the organism in Eukaryota, Fungi, Ascomycota, Dothideomycetes, Dothideales, Saccotheciaceae. The transcript is spliced from 2 exons. Gene Ontology annotation, cellular component: U2-type catalytic step 1 spliceosome.